Messenger RNA from Lottia gigantea (owl limpet), 420 nucleotides. RefSeq lists its product as hypothetical. The record is from RefSeq and is a predicted model, not a curated record. Lineage: Eukaryota; Metazoa; Mollusca; Gastropoda; Lottiidae. Bases 1 to 420 code for a protein of 139 amino acids. The transcript is spliced from 2 exons.
AUGAUUGAUGAAGAUACAGGGUGGAGUAGCAUGGGCUAUGAUGAUGAUGUACUUGUAUAUGAUGAUGAUGAUGAUGUACUUGUAUAUGAUGAUGAUGAUGAUGUACUUGUAUAUGAUGAUGAUGGUGGUGAUGAUGAUGAUGGUGUACUUGUAUAUGAUGAUGAUGAUGAUGUACUCGUAUAUGAUGACGAUGGUGGUGAUGAUGAUGAUGAUGAUGUACUUGUAUAUGAUGAUGAUGGUGGUGAUGAUGAUGAUGGUGUACUUGUAUAUGAUGAUUAUGAUGAUGAUGGUGUACUUGUAUAUGAUGAUGAUGGUGGUGAUGAUGAUGAUGAUGUACUCGUAUAUGAUGAUUAUGAUGAUGAUGGUGUACUGUAUAUGAUGAUGAUGGUGGUGAUGAUGAUGAUGGUGUACUGUAUAUGA